UAUCUGUAAUCAUUUCCAGAUAUAGGGACUUUUUUUUGCUGUGUUAAAUCAAAUACUGUAGCGUGUGUUUUUAUUCCAUCAGGCAGUUCUGAUGAGAGCCGGCAGCUCCAUUGUUGGGGGCUGUCUCGCCAUUUUUUGUAAUGGAGCCGGGUGCACCUGUGGAUCCCAUCAGAAUAACGAGGAGGCAAUCCCAGCAUCACUAAGAGACGCCACCGCCCUGUCAUAGCUCGUGUGAAUCAACAGGUGGCGGUGUGGUCUUCCUCCCAUCGCGUCGGCGCUGGCUUGGGACCGCCAUCCACUCACCGCUCUCCUCGCACUCCCUCGCUGACGCCUCGCUCGAACGGUCACAGCUGGCCAUUAUUUCUGCGGGAGCAUGGCAAAGUACACCUAAUCCUCCACAAGCAAAGACCAUUCUUUGGCGAAUGGAUGCAGCAAAUAAGACAUCGGAAGAUGUCAUCUCCAUGGCGGACUCUUCCUUCACACUGGAGGACAUUGAAGGGGAGCUCCUCAAAAUCGAGAGGAUACGAAACAUCCUGGUGCGCAGAGAAUCCGAGCUGAGAUACAUGAUAGAUGACAUGGAACUGUGUGAGGAAAUUACCAGACUGAAGCGAGAGCUGCAAGGACUGGUCUCCAUUCCAGACGGAGACAAGUCCAAGGAGGACGGCGAGAGGGAGGAGGAGCUUCUGAGGCAGAUCAACAAACUGGUGGAGACCCGAGACUUCCUGGUGGAUGAUGUGGACUUUGAGAGGCUCAGAGAAAGAGAAGAAGAUCUAGAAAUGGCCACCGUCUUGGAGUCCAAAUAUCCAAACACUCCAGGAACAAAAGGUGCUCUGCGAGAUCAGAAGGCGGUUCCCAAAUCUUCUCAUUCCUCGGCACCGCAGAUCACCAAAACUGGACUCACACUCCUGAAGGACUGCUGUGGUGUCACAUGCUCUGUCAUGUGACACGUCUGUCCAUGUUCUCUGUCAUGUGACAUGUCUGUCAACAUGCUCUGUCACGUGACACGUCUGUCAACAUGCUCUGUCAUGUGACACGUCUGUCAACGUGCUCUGUCACGUGACACGUCUGUCAACAUGCUCUGUCACGUGACACGUCUGUCGACAUGCUCUGUCACUUGACACGUCUGUCAACAUGCUCUGUCACGUGACACGUCUGUCAACGUGCUCUGUCACGUGACACGUCUGUCAACAUGCUCUGUCAUGUGACAUGUCUGUCGACAUGCUCUGUCACGUGACACGUCUGUCAACAUGCUCUGUCAUGUGACAUGUCUGUCAACAUGCUCUGUCACGUGACACGUCUGUCGACAUGCUCUGUCACUUGACACGUCUGUCA
Entelurus aequoreus (snake pipefish) is the source of this 1332-nucleotide messenger RNA. Its product is annotated as bMERB domain-containing protein 1-like. The transcript has 6 exons. NCBI's taxonomy places the organism in Eukaryota, Metazoa, Chordata, Actinopteri, Syngnathiformes, Syngnathidae. The coding region runs from base 423 to 944 and encodes 173 amino acids. The record is from RefSeq and is a predicted model, not a curated record.